Centropristis striata (black sea bass) is the source of this 1717-nucleotide messenger RNA. Its product is annotated as myeloid cell surface antigen CD33-like. Lineage: Eukaryota; Metazoa; Chordata; Actinopteri; Perciformes; Serranidae. The coding region runs from base 27 to 1037 and encodes 336 amino acids. The record is from RefSeq and is a predicted model, not a curated record. The transcript has 5 exons.
UCGACUGUUCAAACCAUCGAGUCAGGAUGUUUCUCCUCAUGUGGGCGACUCUGCUCUUCUCUGUGAAAGGCACCACGACCGGGCAAAUGACAGGUGGCGAUGCAGAUAGAGGACUACAAAGCCAAAGUUAUGACCAGACCACCCUCAGUCAACCAGUAAUAAGAUCAGAGGCUGGACUCUGUGUUGCGAUACCGUGUUCUUUCACUACCAGUUCUGGCUUUAAACCUGACACCAUGGUUUGGUCCAAAUGUGAACAAUCCAGACAAAAUUGUCAUUAUUCAGACAUCAUAUUGCAAACCACCAACUACAACUGGGUUCAGUCUGGGUUGAAAGGACGAUUUUCACUGUUGGAGCCUGACGUGAAUCAGAAGAACUGCAGCAUCAUCAUCAAUGACGUCACUGAGUCAGACUCUGGAUCAUAUCAAAUCAGAGUUAGUGGUCUCAGUAACCAUUGGAAAAGGGAAUACAUAUACACUGCAACAGCAACUGUCUCUGUUAAAGGUCUGACCCAGAAGCCCACAGUGAUGGUUCCUCCUCUGACAGAGGGACAGCAGACCACACUGACCUGCACUGCUCCUGGUCUCUGCUCUGGAUCUGUUCCUACAAUCACCUGGACAUGGAGAGGAGCAGGAGAGGACGACUCUCACAUCUCAGGAAACAUCACAGCCUUCAAGACUGAGAAUCUGACUGCUGUCACUCAGAGACACAGCUCAACUUUGACCUUUAACUCUUCAGCUGAACACCACGGCAGCAAUAUCACCUGUAAGGUCGGCUUCACAAACGGCAUCACCACAGAGGAGACGGUGACUCUGAAUUUGACCUCAGAUCAACAGGCACCAGGUGCAGUGCUUCCCUGGGUCGUCGUCGUUGUCGCUGGUGUUUCUCUCAUUGUGAAUGUCAUCUGCAUCAUCAUCUUGAUGUUCCUUUGGAACACAAGAAAUAAGGUGAAACCAAAGCAAGAGGACAGAACGUACAUGUCACUGAAGAGAACCGACCCGUCACCAGAGUAUGAUGUCAUCGCUCAACCUCUGCACUAACAAGCUGUUCAACAUGUAGAAGGAUGCCACUUUUCUUUUCUUUGCAUUGUAUUUCAUUUAAAUGCAAAUUUUUCAUUAUCAUUAUUGAACUUUAUUGAUCCAGAGCAAUAUUUCCUGUUUACCUGCUUUGCAUUCUGCAUUUCUUCACCAGUCUGCACAUCUGACAAAAAGCAUUUUUAACUUAAACUGUUUUAAAUUUGAUUGUAAUAUGUUAUUGCAACUUUAUUAUUUUUGAAAAGUAGACUGCUGCUGUGGACAUACAGAUGCAUCUCAAUGAUUUAGAAUACCAUAGAAAAGUUUCUUUUUGUCAAUAAUUCAAUUCAAAAAGUGGAAAUCACGCAUUAUAUAGAUCCAUUACACACAGAAUGAAACAUUGCAUGUCUUAAUUUAUUUAAUUUCUUCUAAUUAUAAUUAUUAUGGCUUACAUUUAACGAAGACCUAAAAUUCAGUGUCAGUUUUUUUUAUAUAUUACAAAAGACCAAUUUAAAAAAAAGUAUAUUUAAUAUGGAAAUGUUGGCCUCUGAAAAGUAUGUCCAUCUAUGUGACUCAGUAGUUGGUUGGGGCUGUUUGACUUGAACUACUGGAAAUUAACUUUUCAUCAUAUUCUAAUUUAUUGAGAUGCACCUGUAGUCAUUAACGUAAUGUGCAGAAGCAAUAAAAUCACUUUUAAAACAAUAAAA